Messenger RNA from Penicillium longicatenatum, 3156 nucleotides. Its product is annotated as exocyst subunit SEC5. Lineage: Eukaryota; Fungi; Ascomycota; Eurotiomycetes; Eurotiales; Aspergillaceae. The coding region runs from base 1 to 3156 and encodes 1051 amino acids. The transcript has a single exon. The record is from RefSeq and is a predicted model, not a curated record. Gene Ontology annotation, biological process: exocytosis; Golgi to plasma membrane transport. Gene Ontology annotation, cellular component: exocyst.
AUGGCCGAUCUUGAUGUCGCCAGUCACUAUAACCUACCUUCCGAAUAUCCCGAAGAAUGGCCAGCUACCCUAGACGAGGACGAUGCGUCAGAUGAAGAGCCCCUGGAACGAACCAAAUCCCGACCCCGCAAGUCGCGCUACUUUGCUCUCGAACGCACCCCCAGCGACUGGCGGAGUGGCUACGGCUCGCAACGGCGCGGAAAGGAUAACAGAGAGAAUACACAGAAUGAUGAGCCGGAUCCACUGGGGGGAGGAGAUAGCGUCCUGCGUAUCUUGAAGCAAAAGGGUCUAGGUCUAGAGGAAGAGGGAGGUAAACGGUCACGGUUUCUGCUAUCGUCAACGUCCUUCUCCCCCGCGCUCUUCCUAUCCCAGGCCCACCAAUCGGACUCAAUCGAAUCGCUCAUGGCGGGGCUAAAUCACCUGUCUCAGUCUAUCGAUCAGAAGUCAGCGUCCCUAAAGGUUCUGGUGGAAGCAAACUUCGAGCGUUUCGUUCGCGCCAAGGCAACCAUCGAUAGUGUAUACACGGAAAUGAGAGAUCAAGGUGUGACAAAAGAAGCAAGUCUGGCUCCACGCAGAUCAGGACACUUCCGAAGCUUAUCGGGGCAACGGGGUCUAUCUCCGUCCCCUGCAACUGUAGGCCAGGCUCCCCCUCGCAAGACUGCCCUUGUCAAGGAGAGCGAUUACGGAUUGAAAGGCAUCCGAGCCCCCCUUGUGGAGGCGUCUGUCAAGGCCGAGGAGGUAUGGGGGCCUGCUUUAGGAGGGCGUGACCGGGAACAAAUACUGAAGUCAGUCGUGGAAACGAUGGAGAAACAGCGCGACGUAUACGAGAUUGGAAGCCACCUAUCCAAGUCAAUCCAGCAGCGUGACUACGACUCUGUUUUUGAAGAAUACACCAAGGCAAGGACUCUGGCAAACCGGGCGAAGAGUAUUGUGGAGCAGGCCUCCAGCUCGCGUCGGCAGCUAUCUGAUCUUGAAGCGCAUACCAUCUUGGCGAUGGGACGGAUGUGGAUGGACGUGGACGAGCAGAUCCAUGCUUUCAAGCGUGAGCUAUGGAGACGACUUGGCGACGCUCCCACCACUUCCACGACAAGUACCGUGUCGGGUCCAGUUGAGGAGCACAUGGAACUUAUUGGAGCGCUAUUGGAGUUGGGCGUCAAUGAUAAUCCCAUUUGGGUUUGGCUUCACAGCCGCUACGAAUUUCUCAAGACUAGGAUCACUUCAUUCUGUGACCGCUGCAAGGUGGAAAUUGAGAUUCUAAGACGCCGGCUUGCAGGCGGGGAGAAACCCACACCUCAAACCGUAGCAUCUUACCUUCGCCUGGCACCUCGUGACGGCUCCGCGGAAAGCCCUGCAAACCUCGAUACAGACCACGUCAUCGAGCUUUGGGAUUGCAUUCAGGCGUUUCUCACCCGGCUCCUCUCGUCGCAAGGUGGCUUACUGGGCGAGGUCCUGGACCUCUGGGAAGUUGCGCAUGCAUUCAUUGACGGUAGCCGCCAACGACUUCUUCCAGUUGGCUUUGAAGGCGAAAGCCGGAAGCAUCACCGCCUUACCCCUGCGAAUGUAGAGGAGCUCGAGAAGGGCGUUGUGGAACUUGUCAACUUGAUCCGAGAUAAUGUUCUUGCACUCUUCAAUGAUCCCCCAACUGAGGAUAUCUCUCUCCUAUCUUCUCCUGUCCCACAAAGUCCAACAAGCCCAGCAUCCCAUGGAGUCACGCCGACUGAGUCCCGAUUCAAAUUGGACCCGAAGAAUCUUCCCAUACCUGCCCCUCAGCGUGGAGAGCAUUGGGAGGGCUGUGCCUUCUGGCCACCUUUCUCUAACUCCCUUAGUGGUGUUCACUACCUGAGUAAAUUCCUUAUCAUUAUUGGUACCGCCGCGAGUGAGAUGGCAGCUUUGCGCCCGGUAACCCAUAGCGGUUCAACCCAUGAUCUCCUUAAAAACCUCGUGAGUGUCGCCCGGGAUAAAUCUGCCCGUGUCGCAUGCGCCGCCUGGAGUAAGGAUGCGGAGUCUUGCAAGAUGCUGGAAGACUGGACGAGGGAUUCUGAAAAGCGUGACUUAACCAAGAUGCCUGGCUUGUUUGUGGGCUUUGAGAGUGCCAUCUUAAGUGGAAUGCAGAAGAUUUUGUACAUCUCUGAAGCCAUGAGCAAAUCUGGGACAGUUGAUGUCGUCACCCAGCCACCUGCGAAACUGCUCCAGAUGGUUCGCACACAGUUUGUCUCCAGUGUCUACAAGGCUCUCAGUGGAUUAGUGGAGAAUGCAGAGCGAGUCACGGCCUCAGAUGAAGAAAAUGAAUGGGUCAUUAGCCGGCCAGUCAUGACAAGUCAGGCCCUUGAUGCCACUUUGUCUGUGCUCGCAGCCGACUCUGUGGACUCGCAAAACCGGGUAGGUCCCUUUACUCCCAGAUCGCUUCUAUCAGUCACUAACCAUAACCAGAAUGUGCGGAUUCUCCUGACACUGUCCAACCUCAAGGCCCUUCAGUCCGAAUAUGUGCCGCAGUUGAUUUCCAACUUUGAGACCUGCUUUUCCGUCAAAUUGACGGAAGAAGGCAAGACGGUUCGGGACGUCCUGAAGCAGAUCGAAGAUCGACUGUUUGUGUCCUAUACCAGUCCGACCCUCUCUCUGUUGAAGAAGACCAUCUCCAGCGGUAUCGAGUCCCCAGAUUGGGUGCCCAAGACCGAUCGACCUGACCAGGUUCGCCCUUACGUCUACAAUACCCUGUUGACCCUGGUCCUGGUACACACCGAGAUCUCCACUACUGUACCAUCUACUGUUUCCGCAGGUGCUAGCCGUUCAUCGCCAAAUACCCCAUCGUCACUGCUCACCACCGUACUCACCCAUCUACUGGGACAAAUAUCGACGGCUUUACUCACAUCCUUCCGUUCUCGAUCCAGCUUCUCGCUUGCUGCUCUCAUGCAAGCCACUCUAGAUACUGAGUUUAUUGCACAGACCCUUUCUCAGUACUCGACCGAGGAGGCAUCUGGUAUUCAGAGUCAGAUCUACGUGGAAUUGGAUCGUCGCACGACGAAUGAAGCUCGCACCAAAUUGCAGGCCGACCUGGGCGAGAUGAGAAACGUAUUAAAACGACUGAGAGACCGGACGAAGGGCGAGUUUGCCUGUUUCCGCAAGCCUCGUACCGGAACUAAGAAUCCUUCCGCAUAA